Molecule: messenger RNA, 2353 nt
Organism: Globicephala melas (long-finned pilot whale)
Lineage: Eukaryota; Metazoa; Chordata; Mammalia; Artiodactyla; Delphinidae
Gene: REC8
Product: REC8 meiotic recombination protein
Biological process (GO): replication-born double-strand break repair via sister chromatid exchange; sister chromatid cohesion
Cellular component (GO): meiotic cohesin complex
Molecular function (GO): protein binding; chromatin binding
Source: RefSeq, a predicted model, not a curated record
CCCCCGCGCGUGCAGGGUUCUUCCCAUUGGUUCGCUGCCUGCCUCGGGAGCCCCCUGUGGCCUCCAACCAGGCAGCCUACUUGGCGCCCUGCAGCCAGUGCCCCCAAGCUGACCCUGCUCCCCAUUGGCUGCUUUGGGGGCCGCCGCCAUCUAAUGAGGAGGGAGGCGCAGAGUACCAGAGCACGCGCUCCCUGCGGCGGGAUCUAGCCCUGCAGCCUCGGGACCGGGCAGGGGCCGAAGCUGUGCAAAGGCCGAGAGACCGGCUUCUCUACGGAGGACACCCGUUCUCCCUCCGGACCUGGUCUGGGUGGCAGCUCGGGCUUCCCGUCGCGGAGCUGUGCAUCUCCAAGUCUGGAACCCAAGCCGUGAGGCUCCAGGUGUUGGGAAAUCCUGUGCCCUGAAGAAUUCGGACUGAGAUCCGAACGGAAGAGUGGUGUAGACGAGGGUGCAACCCCGGAGCGACCAUGUUCUACUAUCCCAGCGUGCUUCAGCGCCACACCGGCUGCUUCGCCACCAUCUGGCUGGCGGCAACGCGCGGCACCCGGUUGGUGAAGCGUGAAUACCUGAACGUGAACGUGGUGAAGACCUGCGAGGAAAUCCUCAAUUACGUGCUGGUACGAGUCCAGCCCCCGCUGCCAGGCCUGCCGCGGCCCCGCUUCUCCCUUUAUCUCUCAGCCCAGCUCCAGAUCGGCGUCAUUCGGGUCUACUCUCAACAAUGCCAGUACCUUGUAGAGGACAUCCAGCACAUCCUGGAGCGCCUGCACCGGGCCCAGCUGCGGAUCCGCAUUGAUAUGGUGGAGACUGACCUACCCAGCCUGCUGCUGCCUAAUCACCUGGUCAGGAUGGAGGCUCUGGAAGAUGCUCCAGACCCCUUUUUUGGGAUGAUGUCUGUGGAGCCCAUACUGCCCAGUCCCUUCAAAAUCCCUCAGAUUCAACACCUCCUAGAGGCUGUGACCCCAGAGAGAGUUCUUGAAGAGAUCCCUCCUGAAGUUCCUAUAGAGCCAGAAAGGAUUCUGGUCACUGCACCGUCUCCCGAGGCCAUCACGCUCCUGGAGGUGGAGCCCAUACGUAUGCUAAAGAUUGAGGGUGAACGGGACCUCCCAGAGAUCAGCCGCCGAGACUUGGACCUGCUGAUCGCAGAGGAGGAGGAAGCCAUCUUGUUAGAGGAACGUCGGCUAGGCAGGUCCAUGUGGCCGCGUAGGGCCCGCCCGGUGCUGGAUGAGUACGAAGAGGAGCUCCGGGCCCCAGAGAGGGAGGUCACAAUCCCCCCGCCCUCACCUCUAGCUCUUCCAGAGGUGGAGGAGGCUGCAGAGCCACUUCCGCCGAAGCCACCAGCCUGGGAGCCUGAGGCCCUACUUCCUGAGGUAACCCCCCCGCUGGAGCUGCGUCUGCCAGCCCCACCCAGCCCAGAGCGGAGGAGGCCCCCAGUCUCCCCACCUCCCAGGGUCCCACCUGCCCGCCGCCGCCGCUUAUUAUUCUGGGACCGGGAGACCCAGAUACCCCGGAAGGAAUUCCUGGAACAAAUGCAAACCAGAGCCCACUGCCGGGAGUGUCCAAUGGUGCAGCCUCCUGAGAGGAUGAUCACGAGCCCUGCAGAGCUGUUCCGAACCCCGACUCACUCUGGCCGGCUACCCCAAGAACUGCUGGCUUUCUGGACCCACUGUGCCCAGCCACUCCCACUAGCACUCAGGAGAAGGCCGCCCCUGGAGCCUGAGGAAGAGGAAGCUGAGAGGGAGGCGGCAGCUGAGGAGGAAAGGAGAAAGGCUGAAACUCCAAGCGAUAUCGAGGUCCUGAGGGAGGCCCUGGAGCCCAGUGUGCCCCUCAUGCUGCCUUCAGAGAUCUCCCUAGAAGCGGCUGAGGAGGAGAAGACCCGCAUCAGCCUCGUGCCCCCGGAAGAACGGUGGGUCUGGGCUGAGGAGCCAGAAGCCCCUGCAUUGCCCGUGGUGCCUGAGCUCCCUGAGGUGCCUGUGGAGGUGCCUGUGGAGCUGCCCCCAGAGCCUGAGCUGCUCUCGCUGGAGGCUGUGCACAGGGCAGUGGCACGGGAGCUGCAGGCCAAGAGGGAGCCUGACUUCAGCAGCCUGGUGCCACCUCUCAGUCCCCGUAAGGUGGCCGCGCGGGUCUUCUACCUGCUCCUGGUGCUUGCUGCACAGCAGAUCCUUUGUGUGAAACAAGAGGAGCCAUAUGGGCGCCUCCUGAUCCAGCCAGGGCCCCGAUUCCACUGCGGUUAGAGCCAAUUUACAAAGCUGCCAGGGAACCAGCUAUGGUAAACGGUGUCCUGCCUCACUUCUGAACACGGGUCUCUAUCCUUCCUGCUCCCAGCGCUACUGUUCAAGAAGAAAAUAAACUGCCUUUA